Messenger RNA from Beauveria bassiana ARSEF 2860, 3132 nucleotides. RefSeq names its product transmembrane anterior posterior transformation 1. Lineage: Eukaryota; Fungi; Ascomycota; Sordariomycetes; Hypocreales; Cordycipitaceae. Gene Ontology annotation, cellular component: endoplasmic reticulum membrane. The transcript has 2 exons. The record is from RefSeq and is a predicted model, not a curated record. Bases 1 to 3132 code for a protein of 1043 amino acids. Gene Ontology annotation, biological process: maintenance of protein localization in endoplasmic reticulum.
AUGGCUGUAACCGCUGACCCAAUCAGCCCGCGACUGUCGCCGCACCUGACCGCCGCCUGCGCCCCGUCCUCAUCGACAGACGCUCCGACGCCCACGACACGCACGGGCGAAUCACCGCAGCUAUGGGCGACGCGCACUAGUGGCAUGGACGUGCGCUCACGGACAGCCAGCAGCCCGGUACGCACAUGGACAGAGCAGCAGCAACUCCUCAACGGCGCCAACAGCAGCAGCUUCGCGAACGGAGGAGGUAUCGACCGGGGCCGAAGCGACACGCCUCGACUGGAGAAUCCAGAAUCACCGCAGCAUAACCAGCGGCAGCAGCACACACCGCCGCCUCAGGACGACGAGCCUCAUCCUCCGCUGCCGUCGCCGCAGCUACAGCCGCAGACAAAGUCUCGAAGGGGAAGCUCCAGCGCCAAGGCUGGCUCUGUCGACAACAACGUCCAGCGCCUGCCCGCCUCGGAAAUCCAUGAGCUCAUGUCGUCGCCGCAAUCGCUACCGAUUGGUCCCGCGCCGCCCAGCACCCGUCCGUCGUUUGACCACGGCAAGUUUUCGCAGCAAAAAGAAGCUAUUCGCCAGUCGCUGCUCGCGCAGCCCGAGCUGCGCGCCUCCCGCGACGGCAGCCACCAUCACUACCACCACCCACACCAAAAUCAACACCUACACCAAUACCAACAUCAGCAUAACCAAGGCAAUGGGCUCAGUAUAUACGAAGGGCGCGGCGCGGAAGCCCGCUACCCACGCACCGAAAUACCGCGAUCCGGGUCUCCGCGUACAGUGUCUACUCCUCCUGUAGGCAGGGCCAAGACCUUUGACCUUCCGCCGUACUCAGCCGUCAUGCCCCGGCCGUCGGUGCCACAGCGUCCGCCGCUACCCAGUCUGCACAUGGACAACGACACAGGCGCGGAAAAGCAGCGCGUAAACGGCAUGCUGCCCUCACCCGCCAUCGGGGCCGCCCCGACAGCGGCGGUGCCGUGCGCCGCGGCGACGGAGCAUAGAGGACCGAAAAGCAGCCGCGCACCGUCACCGAUGCCGCCCAUGAUUCCACUGCCGCCCAUGUCGCUACCAACGCACCUGCAGCUCGAGCUUGCUGCACAGCGGCCGAGCCCCCUAUACAUUUACCACUCCCAUACGAGCGACAUCCCGUACGAAUCCAGCGCCGUCAAGUUUGAGCGCCUACGCAACGUCCUCCUCAUCCCGCCCUACCUCGAGAGAACGUUAUACUUUGGCGCACUCGCUUGUCUCGACGCCUGGCUCCACACAUUCACCAUAUUGCCGAUACGGUUCUUCAUGGCCAUUGGCGUGCUGGUACGCUGGUGGGCAUACAUUGUUUGCAAGGAAACGAGGUGGCUGCUGGGCUUUGUCCGGGACGGCAUCGGCCGCCUAUGGCGGCGAGGACGCGCGACUAGGGGCCGUACGGUCAGCGGAUCGACAACUGGGGACCGGUCGCGGAGUAUCAGUCUAGCAAGCGAAGCUGCCAGUGCGGUAGGCGCAGAUGGGCAAGGCGACGUGCCGCUCGGCACGGCGACGACGCUUCGGCGCACCUCAGCGCAGACUCGUGAGCAAGGCCCCGGCCCCAAUUCAGGCGUCUUUCGCCACCGACGAACAAAGUCCAUACCCUCCAACCUCUCCACCUACCACAAGGCCGAUCUACUGCAGGGCGCCGUCAUUCUCUGCAGCUCCUUUGUGCUGAUGAAGCUCGACGCCAGCCGCAUGUACCACUUUAUACGUGCGCAGUCGGCCAUCAAGCUCUAUGUCAUCUUCAACAUUCUCGAGGUGGGCGACCGCCUGCUCUCCGCCAUUGGCCAGGACAUUCUCGAGUGCCUCUUCAGCACCGAGACUCUGUCUAGGAACGCGUCGGGCCGCUCCAAGAUUCUGCUCCCGCUCGGCAUGUUCCUGCUCGCCCUCGCCUACAACUGCCUGCACUCGGUCGCGCUCUACUACCAGGUCAUCACGCUCAACGUGGCCGUCAACUCGUAUUCCAACGCGCUGCUGACGCUGCUCCUCUCCAACCAGUUUGUCGAGAUCAAGAGCACCGUCUUCAAGCGCUUCGAAAAGGACAACCUCUUCCAGCUCACCUGCGCCGAUAUUGUCGAGCGCUUCCACCUCUGGAUCAUGCUCCUAAUCAUCGCCAUGCGCAACAUUGUCGAGGUCGGUGGCUUCUCCGUGCCUGGCGCCGGCGUCGGUGAGACGGACGUUGACGGGAGCGGCGGCAGCGCGCCGCUGCACAACUCGUCCAUUCUGCCGCACAGCUUCACCGCGUUACCGUCAUGGAUGUGGUCCGGCGAGGUACUCUCGCCGUUUCUCAUCGUCGUCGGCAGUGAGAUGCUGGUCGACACCAUCAAGCAUGCCUACGUCACCAAGUUCAACAACAUUAAGCCGCACUUUUACUCGCGCACGCUCGACAUUCUCUGCAAGGACUACUACACCCAUGCCUUUACCAGUCCGUCCCUCACCCGCCGUCUCGGCCUCGCUGUUAUCCCGCUGUCGUGCCUCUUCAUCCGCGCCUCCGUCCAGACCUACCACAUGUUCCUCGCAACCUACCUCCCGAUGCCGCUGCCCGCCUCCACGCAGACAUCGCUCGCCGAGGAAUCCGCACGCCCCUCUUCGCCCGCCAUGAUGGCAGCGCUGAACCGCUUCGACGCGCUGAUCCGGGACUCGCUCGGCCGCGCCACCUACGGCAGCCCGCCGCCCCUCGGCGGCGCGCACCACCCCCACCACCACCAGCGGCCCUGGUACGCCUGGACCUCGGACGAUCUCGUCGCCGCCCUCACCAUGGUCGUCGUCUUCUUCAUCGCCUUCCUCGUGCUCCUCAUCCUCAAGCUGCUCCUCGGCAUGGCUCUCCUCAAGUACAGCCGCGCCCGCUACGCCGCCAUGAAGCACAAGGAGCUGCUCGUCGCCCGCGGCGCCAUCGAGCGUGACGACUACGACGCAAAGGGUAGGCGCGUCGGCGGCCACGGCGACGUCGAGCUCGGCGACGACCGCCAGCGCUGGAUUCACGCCGACAAGACCGAGGGCCUCAAGGGCGGCAAGGGCCCCGGCGGCAGGCGACCCGGCGAGGACAAGAAGCCGCCAGAGCCGGAUUAUAACGGCGUCUUUCGCUACGACAUGGUCAAUAAACGCAUCUGGUAG